AUGUCACUUGCCUUGAACAUACACUCUCAACGAUUCCAGUUGAUUGCAACUGCCGUCGCUGCUUCUCUCGUAACCGCCGGAGCGCUAGCUGCGUACAACUCCGUGUCGAAGAGAGAACGAAGGCGCAACUUGAGCGAAGAAGUCUUGCGCUCCGUUUCCAAUGAGGCCUCCGUCCACACCCUCCCGGAUUACUCGGUAUACAAGGAGGACGCGUCAAUAAGGGAACCUCCGCACGAGAUAUCGCUGAGCUCCAAUUUUCGCUACGACGAGGAGCUUAUUCGCGAGCAGCUAGCUCGCAAUUAUGCGUUCUUCGGUGAAGAAGGGAUGGCCAAAAUUAGAGGCGGGUCAGUCGUGGUCGUCGGCUGCGGAGGUGUGGGCAGCUGGGCUGCGGUGAUGCUCGUUCGUUCUGGUAUCUCCAAAAUUCGACUAGUUGACUUCGACCAGGUUACCCUGUCAUCUUUGAACAGACAUGCAUCGGCGACAUUGAACGAUGUCGGCACUCCGAAAGUGAAAUGUUUAGAGCGCAACCUCAAGCAGAUUGCUAAAUGGAUAGACGUAGACUGUCGAGCAGAAAUUUGGCGUAAGGAGGAAGGUGGUGAUUUACUAGAAGGAGUCGAUUGGGUGAUAGAUGCUAUCGACAACAUCUCGACAAAAGUAGAUCUACUGAAAUAUUGCCACGACCAUAAUCUGAAGGUGUUUUCCUCAAUGGGAGCGAGUGCCAAAAGCGACCCAACCCGUAUCCAGAUUAGCGACAUAUCACACACGAUAUACGACCCCCUGGCACGCUCUGUUCGCCGCCGUUUGCGAUUACUGGGCGUUACUUCGGGCAUCCCGGUAGUUUACUCAACAGAAGUACCAGGCGAUGUUAAAUUACUUCCUCUUCCUGAGGAAGAGUUUCAGAAAGGCCCUGUGAAGGAGCUGGGUUUCUUUGACGACUUCCGCGUUCGGAUUCUCCCUGUCAUAGGCCCACUACCAUCCAUCUUCGGCCUCAACAUUGCCACCUAUAUCCUUUGCGAACUGGCCGGCAAGCCCAUCCUUAAUCCGCUACCUAUCAAAAACCGCAAGAAGCUCUACGAGCGGCUUCUGCGCGACUUGCUGCACCGGGAGUCCAAACUGACCGGCGAAACCAUCAACAAACUCCCGAUUGACGAAGACGACGUUGGGAUGAUCUUUGAGGACGUCUACCUCGGUCGCUCGGUCAUCCCGCCCCACUUGGUACCUUCUAGGCCAGCACUCACCCGGUGGAUUCUCACACAACCACUAACACCGGAGAAUUGCGUUGUAAUGGAAUACGCUGAUGCGGAGAAGCACGUCAAGGAAUGCUCCAACCCGACGAUACACCCAAGGGACAUCUGGGGCGAAGAUGUCAAUGCGCUUGUAGAGCGACGUUCGGAGGAGGUGGCGAGGCAGCGUGCGUGGGUUGUAUCAUAUUGA
Messenger RNA from Pleurotus ostreatus (oyster mushroom), 1434 nucleotides. RefSeq lists its product as uncharacterized. The coding region runs from base 1 to 1434 and encodes 477 amino acids. Gene Ontology annotation, molecular function: tRNA threonylcarbamoyladenosine dehydratase activity; ubiquitin-like modifier activating enzyme activity. Gene Ontology annotation, cellular component: mitochondrial outer membrane. The transcript has 6 exons. NCBI's taxonomy places the organism in Eukaryota, Fungi, Basidiomycota, Agaricomycetes, Agaricales, Pleurotaceae. Gene Ontology annotation, biological process: cyclic threonylcarbamoyladenosine biosynthetic process. The record is from RefSeq and is a predicted model, not a curated record.